Messenger RNA from Panicum virgatum (switchgrass), 1081 nucleotides. RefSeq lists its product as uncharacterized. Bases 144 to 863 code for a protein of 239 amino acids. The transcript has 3 exons. The record is from RefSeq and is a predicted model, not a curated record. Lineage: Eukaryota; Viridiplantae; Streptophyta; Magnoliopsida; Poales; Poaceae.
UCACUUGCGUUUUAUCAUUUGCGCAAGAAUUGCACAUAUGAGCAUCUAGGACAGUACUCUAGCAGCAUUUUCAAGCGAUUGCACCGCUGUCCUAGCAGAAGCUCCAAGCAAGAGUCCACCGUCCAGCUCCAGCGAUUGAGAAAAUGAGAGAAAAAAUUCAUCUUGCUGGAUCAUACGAAGAGGGGUCCCGCUCUGCUAGUCUGCUGUCGGCUUGGAGCUCUGGCUUGUCGGGGAGUAGCUCGAGCUUGUCCCAACCUGCGGCCUGGAGCUCGUGGGGGAGGCACGCCGUGGAGACUAGAGCAACGACAGGUGAUAGUCCUGAAGAGUUUAGUGUCGAGGUUCAUCAUGGUGGAGGCUUUAUCGGAUUUGGGCACUUGAGGUUGUAUGUGGAUGGAAAGGUUAGUUGGUUUGAUCAUUGUGAAGCUGACAGCUGGUCAAAAUUCUGGCUCGAUGACAUGCUUGAGAAACUUGGUUAUCCAGAGACCCCAAAUUUGAAAUAUUACUGGCUGCUACCAGGGAAGGAUUUAUCUGAUGGGUUGAGAAUUAUUAUUGGUGAUGCAGACACCAAUGUCAUGUGUUCAGUGGUUGAUAGGAUUAAGAACUUGGUUGUGUACUUUGAUGGCCUACCCAGACUUGAUAAAACCAAUCUUAAGUCGACAAAGAAGAAUUCUACCACAGGUACACUCUGGGCAACUUGGAAGACAAGGAACAACAUGGUUUUUGAAGACAAGUAUACGAAGAACCCCAUGGAGCUAAUCUACAAGACAAGAACACUUCUCCUGAGCUGGAAGGUGCUCCUGAGGCAAAAAGACUGGGCUUCACUGGAUGAGCUUCUCCAGGAGCUGCUGUCUGCCUGUGCUUAGCUCUAGCGUUUCGUUGGUUAAGCUCUCUUUUGGUUUCCUCGCUGGAUAGAGUUAGCUUCCCUUGUAAUAUUUGACUCAGGACCAUGUGCUGGUGUGAGCUAUGACUUUGUGCUUAAACGUUUGCUGGUAACCCCAGCCGAUCGACCGAUUGUAAAACGCUAUAUGCUUUCUAUAAAGCCGGGUGUGAUGCCUUUGGUCGAAAAAAAUGUUCCAAAAAA